AUGAAAUCAAAAAAUGGUGGUUUUUUUGGGAUUUUUAAGAAGAAAUCCACUCCUGCUCCAAUUCCAGUUGUUGAAAAUGAAAACGAAACUGAAACUACGGUGUAAGUUAGAUCAAGUCAUUCAACAAAAAAAAACUGAUGAAUCUAGAAUCGAAUCCAGAUUUGUCAUUUCAUUUCAUUCCCUCCCAAAAACCGUUUAUAUUAUUAUUAUUAUUAUUAAAUUGAAAUUGAAUAUGAAUAUGUCUGCGUAUCUCAUAAUUCCAAUAAUCUUUUGACCACUUCGCCUGUUUUUUUGCAUCCAUUUUAGAUAGAAUAGAAAUCCGCAACACACACAACUAUGUAAAUAAUGAAAAUAAAUGCUGGAUUGGAUUGGAUUGGAUACGUAUAGGCUUUUGACAUGUUUUUUGCUGUAUUCCGUUUGGGUUUUUGUUAGUUCUUUGUAUUUACAUAUGUAUUGAGGAGAGGCUAAAGCUCAUCUUUUAGGGCUAGUUAUCAGCUGAACUUUUGAAGAUUUUCACAAAAAUUCCCUUGUGAAAUUUUUAGAAAUGAAUUUCAAAUAUUACUUGAAGUUUCACGUGGAAUAUUUUUACCAGAUUUGUUUCAUUGUUGGGAGUAUGAGUACUGUAAUUGUCAGAAUCAUAUUUCCCUGUUUUUAACUAUCAAACAAACAUCAAGCCUUCCCUAAAAUUACACAACAAAUAAUUAAACCAAUUUCAAAACCUUCUUCAAGUUGUUUUUUGAUAAUAAGCGUAGACCUAGUGAAAGUCAAGCACUUUCUUCCAUUUUCCCCCAAUAUCCAAUUUCUCUCUUUUUUUUUCUUCAGAUGUGUUCUAGUGUUUAUUUAGUAACCGAUCUGAUCUCAGAUCUUUUUUACAUGUCCAACCAUCAUAAUCGGAACUGUCAAAAUUCUAUUCUCUCACGUGUUCCUCAUAUUUGUUCUCUUUCCUUUCACAUAGUUAGUUUUCAUCAUCACUUUUUUCAAAAACUAUCCGAUAAUUUCUCUACCUAAUAAAUCCAGUUUCAUCUGGCCAUAAACCCAUAAACAGUUAGAUAAUUCAUACAUACAUAAAAUUAAGCACUUUUGGUGUUUUGUGGGAAAUUUUGCGAUUACGAUUAUGAAUAAUAUGUAUGUGAAGUUGCAGAAUUGAUGAAGAGAGAAGAAGAAGAGGAACGAUGAUCGACGAUGAAAUACUACCGAAUAAUAUUGAUACUACGAAUAUUCAACACGAGGUUGGUUUGCAUUUUUGUUGGAAUUUCAUUUUGAACUGUUCUAUUUCGAAAUUUUCAUGUAAAACAAUUCACCAAACGGAAACUUUUAAAAAAUUUAUCUAAAAUUUUAGGGAAACUACUUUGGGGAAAAGGCUUUUCAGAGCAGGGAUCGUGUUAAAUUUCAAAAAAAAAAAUUCCAGGGCCUCUCUCCCUCCCCGUAAACUUCCAGAGUAUUUUUUUCAUUUUUGUUUUGUUUUGCCCAGAAAAUUAAACCCGCUAAUCGUUUCGUGUUUUCUGACCAGUUUGUUCAAGCAAGAAAUUCUACGCAAUAAUAAUUUGUGUAAACAGAUUAUUUCUCAAGUUCUACUACACACAUUGUUUACAUGGUUUGAUAGUGUCAAGCACUUUUUUCCAUAAGCUUCAAAUAAAUUAAUAAAUGUUUUAAUAAAACAUUUUUCAGCGUAAAUCGAGUAUCGCAAAAACCAGUGUAUUACACUAUUCGCCACCGGGAAGUACAAUUGUAACUGUUUCGAAUAGUUCGGCGACAACUUCGACAAGUGGAUCACAAAAGGAUAGUAGCAAUAAUGAUGAGAUGAUUCGAGUGACGAGAAAAAGUAAUAUUAUUUUGGAUGAUGAGGAAUCGUAAGUCACUUUAAUUACUGUAAAGUUUUAGUUAGCCUGGGCUGAAAUUUUUUUAAAUUUCGAAAAUAUAGUUUGGGCCUCAUGAGACAUUUGCUGAAAAUUUAAAAAAAAAUUAUGUGGAAUUUUAAAAUUUGGAAAAUUUUUAAUUGUGACUCUAAAGAAUCUGGGUCUUUAAAAGAAUUUAAACUUUUAAAGUCGUUAGGUAAUGUAGAUUUUUGCAGAUAUUUAUUUUAAUAUUUUUAUUCUAGAGUAAUUUCGACGCCAAUCAGUCAAUAUGACGAUUCUGAAAUCUUGCCGCCACAUAAUCCACAACGAAAAAAGAAGCGAGCAGCACCUCCUCCACCUCCAGCUUCAUCCCAAUCACCAAUUCAAUCGUCAUCUUCUCUUCAACCUCCACCUCCACUUCCACGUCAUAGCUCAAAGAAAAACGAGGAAGAACAAGAUGUGGAAGAGAUGUUUCAAAAUUUGCAGAAAAAAUUUGACACGUGGCAUGCGAUUCGAUUAGAAGAAGGCGGUUCGAUAAGAGAAGAGAAAAUAAAAGCAGAAGUUUUGAGAGAACAUAAUCAAUUGAGAGAAAUUCUAGAAAAACAAGAUAAUGGAUUUGUACCGAUUCCUGUGAAUUCUUCUUCAAAAAAACAACAACAUUUACCAUUGAAAAUUCCACAAUUUAAUGUGGCGGCGAAUAAACCGAAACAGAUUUCACCAAGUUCAACGAGUUCUACAAUUUCACCGAGAAGUGUUGAUGAAAAUCGAAAUGUCGUGCCGAAAACUGGAAAUACUGUGAGUUUUGAAGAAUAAAAAUUGUUUUCUAAUCAUUUUUGAUCAUCGCGUUUCUUUCAAGAGUUUUUCGGAUUUUCCUUGAAUUCAUCUAGAGUGUGCCUAACUUUCAUGACCUAUAGCAACCCCGUUUUUUUUGCAGGAAGCGAUUGCUCGUCUCAAAAAAGAAGUCGAACAACAACGAAAACGAGAAAAAGAAGUUAACGAAUAUCGUUCGAUCAAACCCUUAACAUCAAUCUCAAAAACCACUGCUGCACCAGCUCCGCCACCACAAAAACAAAUCUCACCAGUCGCUAGAACCCCGCGAAUAAUCGAAUAUCAUCCAAUGCGAAAUACAAUAGAUAAUUCAUCAGAUGCUUCAUCAGAUUCCGAUUAUUCGCCAAAACCUCCACCAAUUCCAAAUACACCGCCACCAAAACUCGCAGAAUAUCGCAAAAAUGUGAUUUCUCCGACGGUGGAAGAAAAUAAAGGGAAAGGAAUCUAUCAGAGAAUUAACAACAAUAAUAAUAUUAGUAAUAAAAAUAUGAAUGUGAAACCAAUGAUUUCGCAAGGAUUUUAUGUUCAAUCUACAGUUACAAAACGAUCCGAUUCUCCAGUUAUUAUUAGAAAAACAGUGGAAGCACCAAAGCCGCAACCAAUCAAAAUUGUUAAUCGUAAGUUUCAAAAAAUUUCGACUUAGGAUUUUAUCAGAAUUUAAAAUCCGAAUUCUAAAGUUCAUUUUUUGCAGUUCCUGCACCAACAAUGUCACCACCAAUGCCUAGAAAAGAACAAACUUAUCGAAAAAUCAAUAUUCCGGCACCAGUUCCACCAACAACAGUAACAGAAAAUAGAAACACAAUCUACCAGAAGAUUAAUAUUCCAAGACCUGCUACAACAAAUCCAAGAACAGAUUCAGAAUAUCAGAAGAUUAAAAUAACACAAACAUCAAUCAAGGAUCCAAUUUAUCAGAAAAUCAAUCCUCAAAUUCAGAAACCAACUCCAGUGGUUUCUGCAACUUCGAUUCCAUAUAAGAAACCAGUUUUGAAAUCAGCUUCGAUUUCAAAACCACAGCCACAAAAAGAUGAAUUUGUAAUAUCGGAUAUUUUGCGAGCGCCAAAAUUGCGAAAAGUUGGAAUGCCUGUGGAAAGAAGUGGAAUAUCACUUGGAAAAGUUGUCGAUGCCCCUUCUUCACCAUCUUCUCCAUCAUCUCAAUCUCGUCCAACUGGUGUUCCACCUCCACCUCCGCCACCUCCACCAACUUUCAAUCAACUUCCAUCACCUUCUCCAAUUCAAACAGUUUCCCCACCAAAAAAUAUGGAUGCUCGUGAUAGUUUAAUGCACGAAAUUCGAGAAGCUGGAAGAUUACGUGCUGCGAGAGCAUCACAAAAUGCUUAA
Molecule: messenger RNA, 4001 nt
Organism: Caenorhabditis angaria
Lineage: Eukaryota; Metazoa; Nematoda; Chromadorea; Rhabditida; Rhabditidae
Source: the annotation of a GenBank genome assembly